Molecule: messenger RNA, 594 nt
Organism: Durusdinium trenchii
Lineage: Eukaryota; Dinophyceae; Suessiales; Symbiodiniaceae
Source: the annotation of a GenBank genome assembly
CCAACCUUUGACCUCUAAUCCAGCAUGCCGCAAGUCUUUCGCCAAGCAUGUGCAGAAGCCUGUGGUUUGUGCUUGCUGUUGGGGCAGCUUCAGCGGGAAAGGAGAAACAUGUGGCCGUGACAGGAGGCUUGAAUGGCUUCCUCCAUUGCCUACACAGCCAGGUGUAUCAGCGCUUCUACAAUGUCCUUUCUACACAUGGUUGGCACAGUAAAGAGACCUUUCGCUUUGCGUACAACAUGCACAAUCAGCUUGACUUGGGUGCUGGAUAUGAUGAGUUGGAAGACAUGCCUUGGCACACCACCCUCAAGGUGGAUUUUUGUUUUUCAAUGCUGCGGCUGAAGAUGCAGGAUGUGGAGAUUGAAUUGUCAGAAUGACAUUGAACUCAAGUGCCAGAUUGACCGAUUUUGUGUCUUUUGAAUUAUUGGGAUAGGUUACAAGACGCAAUUGUUUGUGGGCUUACUCUUUGAGAACCUGAGGCAGUCUCGAUCUAAAACGCAGGAUUUUGGAGUCAAGGAGGCAGACACACAGACAUUUGGGAUGCUCGCUUCUAGUUAGUUCAGGUCUCAGCUGGCGCUGGGGCUUGGAUGCUCCGCC